AUGGCAUCUUUUCUCUCUUCCCCGCCUCUCAAAUCAUUGACUCUAGAGUUGUUUACCCAGCUCAAAGGGCGCAGUGAAAAGUUUCUAUUCGAGAUCAUCAACACGAACUGGAAGUGCAAGUUCUGCCGAACCGCCAACGAGCUGACUGAAUCUGAGGUCAUUGCACCUGGUUUCCCUGCCUUCAUAACAGUUUCUAGUGUGACCUCGGGCAAGGAACCCGAAUUUUUCGCGAACUAUAGAGGAACAACCUGGCGUGCGGGAGGCCCUCAGAUUCAGAGUGUAUACACCUAUCACUUAAGCUACAGAGAGGUCUUGAAUGUCUUCCGUGGAGAUCAAGGCAUCGUUCACAAGAUUGUUGUCACCCCAGCGAGUGGCGGCCUGUUGAGGACUCAAAUGGGAUGGACCCCGAGCAAGACGAAGACAGAAUGUCGUAUAAGGUUCAAUCUUGUGGACGCCAUCGAUAAAGGGACAAUACCGGAUUUCGAACAUAUUGAAUACGUGCGAGAUCACCUGGAGCACUUGCCUGCGAACCCUGUCCGCGCGACCGAGCUUCGUGCCGUCGGACCGCCUUCCAAUAUCAUCGGCAUUAUGCUCAUCAGGAACUAUCAGGUGAAGCAUAUUCUUGACCCUGAUGUGAUACUCCAAACACCAAGAUAUGGUAGUAGUGAAUGCGUCAUUGGCCCCCCUUAUCAGCCUGGGGACCUGAACCGGUUCAGGGUUUUGUUGGACGACGCAUUCAUUAAGUACCUCGACGUGGAUACAGAGGAGGUGUCCAACAAUCUAUGCGCGGCGUGGGAGGCUGAACCAGGGAGACUCUAUGAACUUGUUCUGACCACUUGCAACGGAUUGUGGCGGUACCGACUUGGUGAUGUAGCUGAGCUGUUGGGCUUUGCUCCAGACGAUGGUUCUCCCGUAGUGAGAUUCGUUGAACGGCGGAAUGCGGUGAUAAAAUUCGAUACCACAUUUCUCACGGAAGCCCAACUGGUCCAAUCGAUAUCUUCUGCAACCCAAGACACGAUCGGUGUGAACAAGAAUAUUAAGCGCGCCUAUGAUACUGGGGCGUUCGGUAUGCCCACAAUACGCAUCGUCAAGCCUGGAACAUUCACGCAAUACAGAAAAUGGAAGGGCGAAGCGGUUGUGAUUGGCACCUGUCAAGUGAAAGUGCCUGUGGUGAAGUCCGACACCACAGCUCAGGAAUGGAUAAUGAACAGAGUAGAAUUGGAAAUCCAAAUGUCCCCGACGUAG
Messenger RNA from Suillus paluster, 1245 nucleotides. RefSeq names its product GH3 auxin-responsive promoter-domain-containing protein. Gene Ontology annotation, molecular function: acid-amino acid ligase activity. The transcript is spliced from 8 exons. The record is from RefSeq and is a predicted model, not a curated record. NCBI's taxonomy places the organism in Eukaryota, Fungi, Basidiomycota, Agaricomycetes, Boletales, Suillaceae. The coding region runs from base 1 to 1245 and encodes 414 amino acids. Gene Ontology annotation, cellular component: cytoplasm.